AUGAAGCUCCAAGCUGCACUGAGCGCUGUCUGGCUGCUGACAGCUGCAUGCUCGGCCCAGUCUAACAUUACAACGCAGCGACAGUCUCGGCAGAUCUUACAGGCUGAUUUCCAACCUCCGCAAGUGUUUGAGAAUGUCAACCUGGUUCGGACCACCAACCUGGAAAAGGGCUAUGUGAGAGAAACAAUCAAUGUAGUCGUUUCGAAUACAGACCAGAAAUCACAGUCAGAGUACUAUCUACCAUUCGAAUAUGACACGAUAGGCAGAGUUGGCGGCAUCGAGGUGCGAGACAAGAAGGAUGCUGCCAAACCAUCCUUCAAUGUGAGGCUGGCUGGUAUGGCCUCGGUCACUGGCGUGGACGGAACAACCACCAAACCGAGUCAAUACUUUAUCGUCACCUUCUCCGAACCUCUUGCUCCCAAGGCUCAACUCACUCUAUCCAUCUCGUACUACGUCCUGACAGCCUUGUCGCCAUUGCCUGCUCAAAUUCACCAGAAUGACAGGCAGUAUCUGACCUACUCUUUCUCUGCAUACUUCCCCUCUGCAUAUCCAACUCUAAAGCAGAAGACUAAUGUCAAGUUGUCCUCUGCCGAUGUCCCAGACUAUACUACAACCACUGGCUUGACGAAGGGCAACGAUCCCGAAGUGCAAGGCACCAAACUCACGUAUGGUCCGUAUGACUCUCGAGUCGAAGCUGGUGCUAUCCAUCCCGUCACUAUACGCUACGAAUUUACAAAGCCGAUCCUCGUUGCCUCAUUAUUAGAAAGAGAUAUCGAAGUGUCCCACUGGGGAGGUAAUAUAGCACUGGAAGAAAGGUAUUGGCUACGAAAUGACGCUGCGACGUUGAUGGACAACUUCAACCGAGUGCUGUGGGCUCAAAGCAACUUCUACCAGGGUGCCCCAUCUUCCGCUCUGAAAGAGCUGAAGGUACCGCUAAAGCCUGGAAGUGCAGACCCAUACUUUACGGAUGACAUUGGAAACGUCUCGACUUCCCGUUUCCGACCGAGUGAGGUGCGCGAUGCCAGUCUCGAGCUGAAGCCACGCUAUCCCAUCUUUGGUGGCUGGAAGUAUAGCUUCAAGAUUGGCUGGAAUAAUGCCUUGAGCUUAUUCGUCAGGAAGUUGAAGACUCCAUCCGACACAUAUAUCUUGUCUGUGCCUUUCUUGGAAGGGCCUAAAAUGUCAGAAGGGAUUCAGUAUGAACGUAUGGAGUUCCGAAUCAUUCUGCCAGAAGGCUCGAAAUUGGUGAAAUGGGAAACGAGUGGCGGCACCAACCUGCCGGUCUUGAUUGAAAGUCAAGACCUGCACAAAACCUUCAUGGACACGGUAGGAAGGACCAGCUUGACGCUUGCUGCUACAAAUGUUGUCGAUGAGCUCAGAGACAUUGAUGUUCUAGUCAGCUAUGAGUACACCUUGAUGUCGGCCCUCAGGAAGCCGUUGAGUAUCAUUGCUGGGUUCUCUUCUGUAUUCGGCCAGCAGCUCAAGCAGUCCCUGAUCAAGGAUUACUACUGGCACUACAUUGACUAUGAUGGCCUGAAAGAAUCGCUCAAGAAGCCCUUUGAGAAUGGCCACGAUGGCGAGCGAGAAGCCUGGACCGACGACGAUGAAGCAGCCUUCAUUCGUCAGCUCGAGGGAGAGCUCGACAAGGUUUUCAUGUUCCAAAAACUCAAGAGCAAGGAGAUCAUAGGUCGUAUCAAGAGCUCGGAAGAUGAAGUAAAGCAGGUUGUUGAUCGGCAGGAAGAGCUCAAUCGAGCUUCGGACGCCGACACAGAUGAGAGCUUGGAAGAAGAUUUUCAGCUCCUAGAAGCUGAUCUCAGUGAUAUUAUUGCUGACGUUCACGACCUGGCGAAAUAUACACAGCUGAAUUAUACUGGCUUCCAGAAGAUCAUCAAGAAGCACGACAAGCAGACUUCGAUAGCACUUCGUCCCACUUUUGCGACUCGCCUGAAAGCGAAGCCCUUCUUCCAAGAUAACUACGACGCAUUCAUCGUUACACUGUCGAGACUAUAUGACUUGGUAAGGACACGAGGACAGCCUAUAAAAGGAGAUAGUUCCGCGGGAGAAAAACAACAGAACUUUGUUAGGCAGACCACAAAAUACUGGGUGCAUGCCGACAACAUCACCGAGGUUAAGUUGAUCAUUCUCAAGCACUUGCCCGUGCUGGUCUUCAACCCAAACAAGGAAUUCGAGGACAAGGACUCUGCAAUUACCUCUAUUUAUUACGACAACACCGACACGUGGGAGCUGUACGAGGGUCGUCUCAAGAAGACGGAGGGUGCUGAAGCUAUACGCCUGCGGUGGUACGGUGGAAUGGAAAAUGAAACCAUCUUCGUCGAACGAAAGACACAUAGAGAAGAUUGGACGGGCGAGAAGUCGGUCAAAGCUCGUUUUAAUCUGAAAGAAAAGAAUGUCAAUGCAUUCAUGGCUGGCAAGAUGACUGUCGAAGAGGCUUUCGCGAAAAUGAGAAAGGAAGGCAAAAAGGGAGAGAAGGAGAUUGCUGACCUUGAACAGCUUGCUCGUGAGAUCCAGUAUCGUGUUAUUACAAGGAAACUGGUACCUGUCACUCGAUCUUUCUAUCACAGAACGGCCUUCCAAUUGCCUGGAGAUGCUCGAGUACGAAUCUCACUUGAUACAGAACUGACCAUGACUCGGGAAGACAACCUCGACGGUCGAAAGAGGACUGGUGCCAACUGGAGGAGGAUGGAUAUUGGAAUCGACUGGCCAUUCCAACAACUACCCGCCGAAGAUGUCGAACGAUUCCCAUAUGCUGUUCUCGAAGUCAAGCUACAGACCCAGGCAGGUCAAGAGCCACCUCAAUGGGUUCGUGAUCUGACUGCAAGCCAUCUUGUCGAAGCCGUGCCCAAAUUUUCCAAGUUCAUUCAUGGCACCGCAACAUUGUUCCCCAACAGAAUCAACUUGCUGCCCUACUGGUUCCCCCAAAUGGACAUCGACAUCCGAAAACCCGUUACUCAUAGAUUUGGAAUCGAGAGGCCCGGUACUACGGCGAGCUAUACUACAAGCGAUGUCGAUGAUGACUCCGAGGACGAGUUUGCACAACAGACAGGUCAAGGACCGCCACCGCGUGGCAUUGAACAAGACGAAGAUGAGGGUCAUCGCAGACUGCAUGCAGCACGUGAUGCUUUGGAACAGACUGCGGCAGAGCGCGAAAGAGAUGAGGCAGAUGCUACAGCAAAUGGUGAUGCACGAGCUCCAGGCAAUUCUCUUGACGUUGAGGAACGAAUAGCUCAGCAACCCCUCGUUGACGAAGAAUACCUAUAUGAUACAGAUGAGGAGGAAAGUCCAGACGACAAACUCGAAGAGGCUCGGAGAUCUGGAGGUUUACACUACUAUCCACUAUUGCUACAGCAUCAUGUCCUGAAGGCAGGUCAUGCAAUUACAGAUAUAUUCCACAAGUUACCCACCACAACACAUCUGCCUCAACGAGGUGGUAUGGGCCAAGUCAACCCCCAAGGUCAACCAAUACAAGGCACAAAACGCUUCAAGGCACCACCAGGCAAGAAGAUUCAUGUACCUGUUCGAGUUGAGCCAAAGGUCUAUUUUGCCACUGAGCGUACUUUCCUUUCUUGGCUCGAAUUCAGCAUCAUCUUAGGCUCUAUCGCAGCCACUCUUGUCAACUUUGGAGAUAACGUCUCUCUCGCUAGUGCCUGGGGUUUCACCGUCGUGGCAGUCGCAGCACUUCUUUACAGUGUUGUGAUUUAUGCAUUACGGGUAAGUAUGAUUCGAAAGCGAAGAGCGCAAGUUGGUGGAAGGUAUUACGACAAGUGGGGAACCAGUUUACUUUGUGUUGGACUUUUGGCUGCCACAGCUGUGAGUUUUGGGAUCAGGUUGAAGUAUGGCAGUGACGUGCCGCUCAAAGGUGACAAGCCAUCGAUCCAAUUUGGCGAGAAGAAAAUGGUGGUGCAAGGAUCGUUUUGA
This is a messenger RNA of Lithohypha guttulata, 3933 nucleotides long. RefSeq names its product vacuolar transporter chaperone (gene VTC4). Lineage: Eukaryota; Fungi; Ascomycota; Eurotiomycetes; Chaetothyriales; Trichomeriaceae. The coding region runs from base 1 to 3933 and encodes 1310 amino acids. The record is from RefSeq and is a predicted model, not a curated record. Gene Ontology annotation, biological process: vacuolar transport; microautophagy; polyphosphate metabolic process. The transcript is spliced from 3 exons. Gene Ontology annotation, cellular component: fungal-type vacuole membrane; vacuolar transporter chaperone complex.